AUGGAUGAAGAAUACGACGCAAUAGUUCUUGGAACUGGAUUGAAAGAAUGCAUUCUAAGUGGAAUGCUUUCUGUGUCCGGAAAGAAGGUAUUACAUAUUGAUCGUAAUAAGUACUACGGCGGCGAAUCUGCGUCAAUUACCCCGUUAGAAGAAUUAUUCGCAAAGUUCAACGCUCCGGCCCCCGAUGAAACAUACGGCCGAGGUCGCGACUGGAAUGUAGAUUUGAUUCCCAAACUACUGAUGGCUAAUGGGCUUCUUGUGAAGCUUCUUAUUCAUACGGGUGUGACCCGAUAUUUGGAAUUCAAGUCGGUGGAAGGGAGCUAUGUCUACAAAGGUGGCAAAAUCUCCAAAGUGCCCGUUGAUCAGAAAGAAGCAUUGGCAUCUGAUCUUAUGGGAAUGUUUGAGAAGAGACGGUUCCGCAACUUCCUAAUUUAUGUUCAAGAUUUUCAGGAAGAUGAUGUGAAGACUUGGAAAGAUUUCGAUCCCAGUACAGCCAACAUGCAGUCGCUGUACGACAAAUUUGGCCUAGAUAAAAACACCCAAGACUUUACUGGGCAUGCUCUGGCCCUCUACCUCAACGAUAACUACCUCCAGCAGCCUGCCAUUCAAACUAUCCAUCGUAUUAAACUGUACUCUGAUUCACUUGCCAGAUAUGGGAAAUCACCCUAUUUAUAUCCUAUGUAUGGCCUAGGUGAAUUGCCUCAGGGUUUUGCUCGACUCUCUGCUAUCUACGGAGGCACUUACAUGCUUGAUAAACCCAUUGAUGAAAUUGUUUUGGGAGAAGGUGGAAAGGUGGUUGGUGUUCGUUCAGGGAAUGAAAUUGCUAAGUGUAAGCAGGUGUAUUGCGACCCCAGCUAUGUACCUGACAGAGUCCGCAAGAAGGGCCAGGUUAUCCGCUGCAUCUGUUUAUUGGAUCAUCCCAUAGCUAAUACUAAAGAUGCUUUAUCUACUCAAAUCAUCAUUCCUCAAAAGCAAGUAGGCAGGCAUUCUGAUAUCUAUAUAUCUGUUGUGUCAUACACACACCAGGUGGCUGCUAAGGGUUGGUUCAUUGCCAUGGUGUCAACUACUGUUGAAACUAAGGAUCCUGAAUCUGAAAUUAAGCCAGGUUUGGACCUCCUUGGAUCUAUACGACAGAAAUUUGUGUCUGUGUCAGACUACUAUGAACCUAUUGAUGAUGGCACUCAGAGCCAAGUCUUUGUGUCUGAAUCAUAUGAUGCUACGACACACUUUGAGACUACCUGUUUAGACGUGAUUAAGAUAUACAAGAAUGGCACUGGAGAAGAGUUUGAUUUCUCCAAAGUAAAAGUUGAACUCGGAGAGGAAGAGCAGUGA
Messenger RNA from Arctia plantaginis, 1332 nucleotides. Lineage: Eukaryota; Metazoa; Arthropoda; Insecta; Lepidoptera; Erebidae. The record is from the annotation of a GenBank genome assembly.